Molecule: messenger RNA, 2022 nt
Organism: Fopius arisanus
Lineage: Eukaryota; Metazoa; Arthropoda; Insecta; Hymenoptera; Braconidae
Product: cell division cycle-associated protein 3-like
Exons: 3
Coding region: 543-1880 (445 amino acids)
Source: RefSeq, a predicted model, not a curated record
AAAAAACCUAGUCGAAGGUCCAUUCAACGUUUUCGUAAUUUAUAAAUUAAUUGAAUUUAAGAGGGAAUUUCGUAGACAGAAAUGUCAAGAGGGGAAAACACAGUAGGUGAGGGUAGAAAGAACUGGAAUGCUUACCUAUUUUUUUAUUGUAAUUUCAAAUUCAUGAUAUUGUCGACCAAUAGAGGCGCAUUGUCUUGACUGGGUACGUCUGAUUGGUGGGUUUAAAUGCUUGGAAUUCGGAAGGAGGGGAUGAACGAGAGUUAAAGGGUCCAUAGCAUCGAGGCGUAUUGUUUGUGUAUUUUUCAGCGGUUAAAUCCCCAAAAUCAUUAAUUAAUCCAAGAAUCAUUCGCUACAGAAAACCGAGACAAAAGGAUCAAUGGGGAUUUACUUCACAGUCUGAUAAAUAAGUCUCGUGUACUGUUCUGUGGCUGAAAAUAGAGUAAAGCGAUACAAAUACAGUGAAUCUGGUGUAACGGCCGUUAGGGUUUUCGGUUUUGGAGUAGAAUCUUCUGUUUGUGUAUUUUUUUUUCCAUUUCGGCAUAAUGGGUAACUUCUCGAGCAAGAUAUUCCCGGAAAUGGAGAACGAGAGCAAGGCCAACGUUCAGACAGAGAUGAAGAUGAGUGCUAUUGAGAAAAACCAGAUGUGUACGCCUGUGAUGUCGAGGAAGGUGUCAAUUGAUCCUAGGUCGGCCACUGUUGGCAUCACCAGGACUCCAAUCGAGGUCGCUUCGACGCCUGUGGCAGGCACGAAGAAAGUCGCCAGUGCCAUUCCCAAGUAUCUUCGAACCAAACCCUAUUUGGAAACCAAUUUGGAUCUUAUCAUGCCCGCUAUUACCCCUGAGAAGAGAAUCCCCGAUCCGAGGUCUCCAAAUGUCACUCAAGAACGUACUCCAAUUAUGGUGAAAGCGAAAGCAGGAUACAUCAGUCCAAUUGUGACUGUCCAGGAAGGUCCAGAUAUGGCGACACCAGAUACCAUGGACCCCCGUUCCCCAGCCACAACAUUCGACAGAACCCCGGUUUGUCGGUCGAAUCCCUCGAACCUCACAGAAGACUCCACAGAGAUAAUCACCAGAAUGUCAUACUGUGAAACAACAGGAACAUUCAACUUGCCAGAGAUCCAAGCGAUCUCGAAGAUCCCCACGAUCGUCAUCACAGCAUCGAAGAAUCUGGAGGAACGCCUCAAAGCAUGUACCCUGGCGACACCAGAAGAGAAUGUCGACGAGUCCCUCGAUGACGACGUCUUCCACUCAGAGGAAAGCGAGUCUGAGGACCAGAUCACAGUGAUUCCUAACCUCAGGGCAAUUGCAGAAGUUGGGGAAACAGAUGUGAACGAAGAGCCACGAGAGAACUCAAAAAUCAGUGUGGGCACUUCGCAGAUGCCCUUGAAACUUCAGAAUUCAGAGGAGAAGGGGCGGAUCCGAGUCUGGAGGGAUUCAGUGUCCCCCCUGCCCCCUGCAGAGCCCCUGGACAUCCCCAGGGAGGACUCCACUCGUCCAGAGGAGAUAAUGAUCGAGUUCGAUGAUGAAACGAACGUGAAAGCGUCUCAACCUGAUGUUCAAAAGGCAAAUGUCAAAGUGGAGGACAAGUCCAGGAUUCAGAUCGUCAAUAAACAAAUCAAAAAGGUUCAGGGUAAGGUGGAGGUGAAAGGAGUCUUCGAGGACGUCAGUAGCGAUUCUGCGAAGAGCAGGACUCCCCUGGGCUGUAGAUCAAAUCACAAAUCAGGAAUUUCCAGUAAAUCUCCACAGCAGGUGUUGAGGUCCAAGGGACUAUCCACCAAGCCUGGGCAGCAGGAAAAUACCCCUCCUAACACUAAACGGUUCAGGUCCAAGAUCAAGGGCAAUGGCACCCAAUGGGACCCUGAUAUGUCGGUUAUCAUUUAAAUAUAGGGCUCGAGUGGAAGGAAUAUAUCCUGCAGCUUAAAUUAGGAUAUUUAGAAUUAAUUCGUGGCAUUUUUCAGAUUUCUUUUUAGAAAUCAGCCAGUGCCAUUGUGUGACUGAAUUUAUUUUCGUAAAUUGUAAUGAA